AUGGCACUGAGUGUUUUCUGUGUCAGACCUGAUGUGAUCAUGGAUGUGUACAUCGUGGACAUUCAAGAUGUUGAUAAAUUAUACGUAGAGCUGAAAGGGAAUUUGGAAAAGCCACACCACCGCCAGACGCGACCACCGGCGCACCGCCGGCAGACGCGAUCACCGGCGCACCGCCUGCAGACGCGACCACCGGCGCACCGCCGGCAGACGCGACCACCGGCGCACCGCCGGCAGACGCGACCACCGGCGCACCGCCGGCAGACGCGACCACCGGCGCACCGCCGGCAGACGCGACCACCGGCGCACCGCCGGCAGACGCGACCACCGGCGCACCGCCUGCAGACGCGACCACCGGCGCACCGCCGGCAGACGCGACCACCGGCGCACCGCCUGCAGACGCGACCACCGGCGCACCGCCUGCAGACGCGACCACCGGCGCACCGCCUGCAGACGCGACCACCGGCGCACCGCCGGCAGACGCGACCACCGGCGCACCGCCGGCAGACGCGACCACCGGCGCACCGCCGGCAGACGCGACCACCGGCGCACCGCCGGCAGACGCGACCACCGGCGCACCGCCUGCAGACGCGACCACCGGCGCACCGCCUGCAGACGCGACCACCGGCGCACCGCCUGCAGACGCGACCACCGGCGCACCGCCGGCAGACGCGACCACCGGCGCACCGCCGGCAGACGCGACCACCGGCGCACCGCCUGCAGACGCGACCACCGGCGCACCGCCGGCAGACGCGACCACCGGCGCACCGCCGGCAGACGCGACCACCGGCGCACCGCCUGCAGACGCGACCACCGGCGCACCGCCUGCAGACGCGACCACCGGCGCACCGCCUGCAGACGCGACCACCGGCGCACCGCCGGCAGACGCGACCACCGGCGCACCGCCGGCAGACGCGACCACCGGCGCACCGCCGGCAGACGCGACCACCGGCGCACCGCCGGCAGACGCGACCACCGGCGCACCGCCGGCAGACGCGACCACCGGCGCACCGCCUGCAGACGCGACCACCGGCGCACCGCCUGCAGACGCGACCACCGGCGCACCGCCGGCAGACGCGACCACCGGCGCACCGCCGGCAGACGCGACCACCGGCGCACCGCCUGCAGACGCGACCACCGGCGCACCGCCGGCAGACGCGACCACCGGCGCACCGCCGGCAGACGCGACCACCGGCGCACCGCCGGCAGACGCGACCACCGGCGCACCGCCGGCAGACGCGACCACCGGCGCACCGCCGGCAGACGCGACCAGCGGCGCACCGCCGGCAGACGCGACCACCGGCGCACCGCCGGCAGACGCGACCACCGGCGCACCGCCGGCAGACGCGACCACCGGCGCACCGCCGGCAGACGCGACCACCGGCGCACCGCCGGCAGACGCGACCACCGGCGCACCGCCGGCAGACGCGACCAGCGGCGCACCGCCGGCAGACGCGACCACCGGCGCACCGCCGGCAGACGCGACCACCGGCGCACCGCCGGCAGACGCGACCGCGACCACCGGCGCACCGCCGGCAGACGCGACCGCGACCACCGGCGCACCGCCGGCAGACGCGACCGCGACCACCGGCGCACCGCCGGCAGACGCGACCACCGGCGCACCGCCGUCAGACGCGACCACCGGCGCACCGCCGUCAGACGGGCCCACCGACGCACCCCCGUCAGACGGGCCCACCGACGCACCCCCGUCAGACGGGCCCACCGACGCACCCCCGUCAGACGGGCCCACCGACGCACCACCGUCAGACGGGCCCACCGACGCACCCCCGUCAGACGGGCCCACCGACGCACCACCGUCAGACGGGCCCACCGACGCACCACCGUCAGACGGGCCCACCGACGCACCACCGUCAGACGGGCCCACCGACGCACCACCGUCAGACGGGCCCACCGACGCACCACCGUCAGACGGGCCCACCGACGCACCACCGUCAGACGGGCCCACCGACGCACCACCGUCAGACGGGCCCAUCGACGCACCACCGUCAGACGGGCCCACCGACGCACCACCGUCAGACGGGCCCACCGACGCACCACCGUCAGACGGGCCAACAGAUGAAGCUACAAGUGGGGCCACCGAUGGUCCUACGGGUGGGCCAUCUGAUGCCCCUGCAUCCACACCAACCCCAAACAAUUCUUUGUCGUUUGCAGGCAGCUCAUUUGUGA
Messenger RNA from Schistocerca serialis cubense, 2184 nucleotides. Its product is annotated as mucin-1-like. The transcript has 2 exons. The coding region runs from base 1 to 2184 and encodes 727 amino acids. The record is from RefSeq and is a predicted model, not a curated record. NCBI's taxonomy places the organism in Eukaryota, Metazoa, Arthropoda, Insecta, Orthoptera, Acrididae.